Messenger RNA from Amoebophrya sp. A25, 10018 nucleotides. The record is from the annotation of a GenBank genome assembly. Lineage: Eukaryota; Dinophyceae; Syndiniales; Amoebophryaceae.
AUAAUAAUGAGAAACUCUUUCUAGUUCUACAUCUACACGUCGACGUCGUCCACAUCCUCCAUUGGUUGUUCAAUUACAUGAAUAUUACCUCCUAGAUCCAUUUCCAUAAGGACGUGGUUCUCGUUCACCACUAAAUUUCGACUAGUAGUGUUUUUACGAGGUGAGUGGGCUGUCAGUCCGAGUCUGUCUCCGUGCUUGCCGUGUUUUCGCUUUGGGAGGACGAUGGUGCCUGCCUUCUGCCGAUCGAUAGCGGCUGACGUGAUGGAGAACUAAACGGCGCGUUCGGAGGAGGUGAGAGGAGACUUCUUCCUCUAGUUGUUCUUUGUAGUAAGGCUUGCUUGAGUAAGUUGCUUGGCAGGCGGUCUCACUCAGCUAGGAGCUGCAGCCUUGCCACAUUCGAUUGUCGCUGCUCCGUUCAUCCGGGAAUUCUCUUCGGAUCAGCGAAUCAUCACUCAGCAUUAAUCAUGAGCACGGAAUCGACUACAAUAAGUCGAAGCGAAACGCCGGCUCCGAUGAGGGUCGUCAUAUUACAAGCGGAGACUCAGAGUCUCCACGAACGCGAAAACGAGUCCUCCAGCUUGAAGAGUUAAGCUGACGUCCUCGAUGAUCCUUGAUUACUCAGUACUGCUAGGUCUCUUCCGAUUCAGUGGAUCAUUGUUCGGAUCUUCAAGUAUAACCAGAAGGCGAGGAAAUGCUGUGUGUGGUAGCAAUGUAGAGAGAAUAAGAAGAAAUUCGCAAUCCCGUGCUGGCCCCUUCCAGGUUCUGUAAUAUUGCUGACCCCCGCUUAAAGAGCAACAGACACGCUAUUUCUGUCGCUAAGGAUAAGCGACAACGUGCAGCAUUGACGACGUCGGCGAGUCAGCGGCUGAUGUGUGUGGUGGUCAUGGCGCGGGUAUUGACGAAUCGCGUGAAACAGGCCGCGAGGAUGCAGCAUUCGACAAUAUCAAUGCCGUCAAUAUUGAUCAGCAGCAUCAAUAUAUGGAAGAGCCAGCGAAAACGGCUUUCUCCACGGAUUUGAUGAAGCUGAACGACUCGACCCGUGUCGGAUAUUAUGAAGCUUCUCUAUCAUGUCUAUUUUCCUGAUAAAAUGUAGAUUCCGCGUCCCAUAGUUUGUGAUCAUAUAAUGAUGUGUAAUCGCCACUCGGCAAGGUGCUCCACUAUCGCCACUCGCUCGGAACGUAGAUGCAUGGGAAUUUCUAUGGUGCAGGGUAGGUGCGCCGACCACGUGCGUAGCCGCUGAAAUAUUCGAACCGCCGAGUGACUGUCACACUCACACAGCUUGAUGUUGAAAGUGUAGCACAAACGCUCGCUAAUUUCACCCGCAGCUUACUCUUGACGGUGUCGAGAAGACAGCAGCUGCCGGGGCUUUUUCUGCGCAUCGUGCGUCGAACCCCUUCCCAGUUCAAAUAGACGAAGAGCUGAAAGAAACCCUUACCAUUGCAAGCUCUCACGAAGAAAGCCCGGAGGAAGUGACUAGUACUAAAAAACAUGAAUUUGCUAUAGCUAUUCAAAGUCCUCGUCCUCCACCCGUGAUUAAUAAAGAUCAUUUCUUUAUUGUUCCAAAUACUGAUGGUGAUGGUGGUAAAGCAUCACACUACCAUCAGUGAAUGAGUAUAAGGAGGAUUGCCUCCAAUGAUCACCGCAAGUGCAAAGGCAAUGGAAGCCCAAGAUGAACGGCAAUCUUCGUUUUAUUCGUUCCAAGAAUUAUCAGGUACUGAAAACCGCAAAGAAUUCUGCGCGUCCCCCGUCGAUGGCCUCAUGUUUGCCGACAACGGAGCAGAUCAGCAGUGCAGUGACACCACAAAAACCGAGUAUUUAUUCUAGUCCCAAUCUUGUUUCUUGAUUAGCCAACAUGUGUUUACGUUGGUAGUUUUCUAUUUUUUAGGUGGUGGAGAAGGAGAUGAUACUUAUCAAAGGGCGCCUGUUAUUACACGGAUACAACUGAUCAUGAAGGAAAUGAGAAUGUCUAUGUCAAUGUUGAUGUCAUAAAAAUCUUGAUUCCUGUAGCAGUGUUUUCAUCGUCAUCCAUCUCCUCGACGACACUAUCCAUUCUAUUUAUUAUAUCUACAGCAGCAUCAGCGGAAAUUCACCAGAACUUAUGGAUGAGGCAGGUUUUGACACGCGACUCGAUAUUCAUAGCACGCCAACCACAGAAGGUUUGACCUUUUGUUUAAAUUUUGCUGUGUGCGUCUCCCUUUGAAUUUGAUUUUUUGAGUGUAAAUAAAGUAAAUGUAAUAAAUAGUACGAAAGAAGUAGUUCUUGUAGAAGUAACUCCACUCCUGUUCGUGUAAGUAAACCACGGAUGAAAACACGGCCUCUACGAGUAUGAUUAGUGAGAUUCACUUUUCUCAUCAUAGGACAUUCGCAUAGUGACCACUAUUCCCAGGUCCCCCUAUGAAUGGAAGUGUAUCUUCGGAAAAGCGAACGCCAGACGAAAAAAACGGUGAUGGUUCGCGUAGCCAACGACAGCUAUGCAGAUCAUAGUGUUGUACCGUCAAUCAUGCAAGAACAGGACAGAACUAAGAUUAGACUUAGAGUACGAUAUUUUUUCUUACAAUGAUGUCGAUUUUGUCCUACUUUGUUAUCUGCUCAUGAUAAGCAAAUGCAGAUGGUACUAAACUAGAUAUUUCUAGUUCUGCGUCGUGAUCUUCCUCGAUGCCAGAUGUACAAGAAAGUCUUUAGGAAGUACUAGUAGUACUAGCAGCUCCUACUUGAUUUCCUGGAACCAUGUCAGAUUGAUUUUGAGGUAGAACAAAGAAGGAAGUCAACAUUGAGUCCUCGCUCUAAGCUUGAGCAGAUCGCGCACUCCACAACGCGAACGGAAACGCCUGGCGCUUGAUGAGCUAAUUCAUUCCACAGGAGUUCUCCCACCUCCGCCGCGGAGAGGAAAGAACGAGGACGCCACAAACAAAAGUAUGGCCUGCAAAUAUCUCUAUUUUCUUGUCCUACUUGCUGUAUUUUUCGAACAAGCUGAAUAUAGACCGAGAUGAAAACGUUUGUAUCAAAUUUAGAUUGAUUUUUCUUGGAUAUCGGAGCCUGAGCCUGAUGAAGACAGAAGGAGGUGCUAGGGCUAGUAAUAGAUAAUCAUAAUCUAAAUCUUAAUCACACUCACGACACCAUGACCAUUUCCAUCACCUUCUACUUCUUCUAAGAAAAGUGGAGGCUCCGGGUCUUCUGACUCACCUCCUAGUGGUCUCCAGAGCGGCGAGGAAAGAAAGGUACAACUAGUUUUCAGAAAGUCUACUUCUACGAUUCAGGAUGAAUCAACGAUAGAUAUGCAUAUGUUAUAGUUUUCUUUGAUUGUUCUGGGACUUUUAGCUGUAGGACGGAGAAACCCACGACGCAGAUCUAUCAACCUCCCCAUUUCCAGGGCCCUUUGCGGAGAGGUGGGACGGAGUCCAAUAAUUGGAGAAAGCGAUCAACCUCACCGCGACCACUACGAUCCAAUAGGAAUCAGCAAGAGCGAGGACAGCAAGAACGGGACCGCGACGUUCUUCCAUAUCCCAGCGGGAAGGGCAGCAGUAAUAUUCGAUGUUCUACUAGAUAUUGCCAUUCUUGGUUUUUGGAUGGAACUAACUACUGACUUGUCCACUAGGUUGUAGAAGAAGCCAACCCAUCCAAAUAAACCCGCAAAAUCAGCAUACGUUAUCUUACGAAAGAUCGUUGUUUGAAAAUGAAAACAUUAUCAGGACAUCGCGAGCGUGAGCACAGUGAGCGGGAGAUGGCACCUGCGUGGUCAUUGAAAGGAACAAAGGGAAGUAGAUACGGCAAGGGAAUGGGCUACAGAGGCAAAGAAUUCUGGUGCGAGAAGGGUGGUCGAGGUGGCGACUACUUCUUGGGAUUCAACUACGGAUCCUCUGGAUAUGAGUACUUAUGUUGUCUAUUAUUUCAUCGACAUGAUCUCCUGGGUUUUGUCUUACCAAUACCUCUAGUUUUUGCAUUCGACUCGUUUCAUGCUCAAGCUUGCAGUUCAUGAAGCAAAAGGAAUAUCGUCAUUUGCCGGCCUCAGUGAGAAUCGUCAACGGCAAGAAUACGCAACAUAAACUACAGGUGGAGAGACCACCAGCGGCGCAUGCUGAUGAAUGGCAAGGACAGCAGGGAGAGUGCGAAUUUAUUGUCAGGUUUGAUGAAAGGAAAGUCACACCUUGUCGAAACAGCAUCUUCCACGGGUCGGAGCAGACAUUUACGAUUAUUGACACCUUCCUCGUUCCCUACCUCUUUGGGGUUAGUUGCAAAGUUUGAAAUCUGAUGCAAAUCAAGACAUCGUAGCUCCAUGAUCGCGAUGUAUUUUCGGAAGUGAACCACAUGGAGUGAGGGACUUCUACCCUAGCUGGCUUCUAUCCUCUUCCAAAAAACUACAACUAGAAGCAAUUCGGUCUUUUUUUUUCUAAGUAGGCACACCAUGGAUCACCGUGAGAGGGGUGGGAGAUUCAGCGAUCCGAUGGCAAUCUUACUGAACUUAAGGCUUAAAGUAACUCAGCUUUAGAAGCAUCUUUGUCCCCUUUUUUAAGGGGGAAAUACGUCAAAGAUGCUUUCCAAGAUGAAUAUCAAAUUUAGAAAAGUUUAUUCCUUCUCCAGAAUUGAAUCGGUGGGCACGGUUGGCACGCUGGGCGACCACGAAGCGCGUCCUCUGCCAAAUAUUUCGCCCACCGUGCGCCCACCAUGAGAUCGGGGGCCAAAAAUCAGGGCGCCUUUGCUUUGGGUGCCCAUUUCUCUAUCCCCCUGGAAUUGUAAGCGCAUGCAUCUUGGAUCCGCAGAUAGCUGCGCGCCUACUUACGGCUCGGGGCGCCCACUUACUGGUACCCUUCAGCAGCGCCGCACACUGCAACAGAGCACUGCACACUGCAGCGCUGCGCCGCACUCUACACACCCCGGCGGCACUGUAUACAGCAGCGAAGCAUUGCAAGCAGCGAGAACGUGACCACUCCGCACAGGAGCGCAGCGCCGCGCAGCCCUCGCCUGCGGCCAAAUAGAUUGAUUGACGGAAGCAGCGGGGUAAAGCCAUACGCGCCCAGCGUGCGGCCACCGUGCCUCUCAUGUGUGCCAAGGGUCCGCCCACCGUGCCAAGCGUGGCCGCCAAGCGGCCCAGCGUAGCCCAGCGUGCCCACCUUCCCACCGUCUAUAAACUAUUCGGAAUUAUAUGUAAGCUCUAAUGAACCAGUCUCCUAGUGAGUUGCGAGAAGCGGAGCGUCUAGCUGGGCUCCUGCCGCAAACGGCAAUGGAUUCGCGUCCACCGGCUGGAGCAGAGAAUCGGGAGAGUCGCCGGGAUCAACGCCCUGGGCGCGAGGGCUGGAUGCACGACUGCGUUGCCGAAAUUUGCACGCUGCUCGACGGCGAUCAGAGGAUGAUCAUUGUUAUGACCUGAACUAUGUAUGUUGAGUGCUCAAUCCGUUUUAUGCCUUUGCUUAACAAGGAUCUUUGGUUGCAGUGUCCCCACUAAUGAAACGGAGCAAGAUGCUGCAAGCUGCGGAACGACCACCUCACGGGCCGCAAGCAGUUCGUCAAACGGUUCUACAGGAGCAUCUCGUUAAGGCCAACAACCUGACUGCUUAGAAAUGAUAUUUCUUAGAUGAAGACACCACCACCACGACCACAGCGAGCAAUACAACUACUCUAGUACAAAUCGCCGCUUCCGCUCUGCAAGUCGAGUAGGAAGAGCACUACGUCUGACGUAGUAGAGUCUGGAACCGGAAGUAGAUGUUUUUGAGUCUAAGAGCAAGACGCAACUGGAGCGAGCGCAUCGCCAUAUUCUGAAGCCGAUUGGCAUAAAUGGCUUGAAGGCUGGACUGCUGCCCCAAACGACCGACCAUCCGCGCAUCUUCAGGAUAUGACUUUGUCUUCUAGUUUCGACAUUGACAAUUCCAUGACAUUGAAGUAAGUGUGAAGUGAAAAUUAAUGUGACGACGAGCACCAGGACGAGCAACAGUUUGCAAGUACGUUCAACACGCGGCUGCAUAGGAUGUGUGAACAACGAAUGAGUCCUGUAGCUGGUUUUUCUUUUUUUGUGAUCCUCCUCUAUCUCUAUCUUCAUGUUACGGCCAGCACAUGAUCUUCAACAGCGCAAUGGCGGAUCAACAGACGGGAGUCGUGCCAUGGGAGUCCGUGAUGUAUUCGCGAUGGCGAAGAUUUCCGAACACGCUACUGCACCUGGCGGCAUUAUUAGUACAACGGGACCGGAUAAAAGAAAGGGGGCCAGCAUGACGGGAGCUUCUGCGAGAAUGUCUUCGUCAAGCUCAGCUGCCGUUGCUUUCCCGGGCAGCGUUCUCGAUUCAUCUACCACUCCUUCAGGAGGUUUGGACGAUUUGUGGCGAAGUCUAGAGUCUUGGACGAGUGGCACUUCUCCGUCUUCAAGCCUGCAAGCCAAGCCUUCAAGCCAAGCGGAGAGAAAUUGCCGAAGUAUAGAGGAUCCUCUGAGUGCAGUCCUGGGCGGCUCCGUCGUCCGUACUGCUAGUUACAUAGGAGGAGGAGGAGGAGUUGUUGCGGUGAGUGGCAAUGGAGGUGUAGUGAACACAUCUGGCACAGCAGGAGCGCAUCAACUUGCCACUGCGUCUGCCUUGGCGCCAUCCUCAGCGACGAGAUUGGGCCAGGGACGCUCCCCCUUUGAUGCGUCUCUCUUACCGUCGCUUAAAAGCCACAAAACUUCGGACCACACUAGCGCUACCGGAGGAGGCAAUGCCGGAAACACUUUCAACCUGUAAGGCGAAUACAGCUGAAGUCAAAGGUAAUCAACGUCGAGAGUUUGAUUUCGAAGUACAUCACAAACCUCAAAUUAUCAACCUUAGUGUUAGUUAGUACUAACAGUAGUACUUCUACUUACUACACGAUCUAAGGAACUUUGUUAACUUGAAAAAUGUCGUACGAAAAUGAAAGAAGUCUUUCUGAGUCAUUCACACGCACCCUCUUCCAUGUCCUUGACUUCUAGCAUGAUUAUUGAUGUGCGUGAUUCAUGCUGACACUCUUUCUUGUCCUCUGUUCAUGAUAUUGGAUCAAUAGGAGCGUUGCUUUCGUCGACGACACCCGCUGCUCUCGCGAAUGGUGAAGUGGCGCACGGCGGCCUCAUUACCGCUCCACCUGGAAUAUCCGCCGGUGGUCUUGCGCAGGUCUUGCAGCCUUCCGGUGCUUCAGCUCCUCUGGUGGCCGGAUUGGCUCAAUUAAGGCCUGAGGAAAUCCAUUUUCCCCAGCAUCUGGGUCUCAUUUUGGAGGGAAAAUGGGCACCAAGAUGCUGACCGCGAUGGAUUUCUGCAAGUUCUAACUGAAGCUGGGGCAUCCGACCCGCGUUCGAGCGAGGACCAAGCUUGGCAGCAGUACAUGGAAAUAGUAACUGGGACAGCUGCAGCUGGAAUCUAGAUUAAGGCUCCCACAAUUCAUCUUAAGAAGCAUCUUACUUUGGAAUAUUUUCUUUUUCAAGAAAUAGAAAGGUCGAAGAUGCCGCUUCAAGAUGAAUAAAGGGAAGGUCUAACUAGAAAAUGCUCUUUGCUCCUCUUGUUGUUUUCCUCAUGCUCAUGGCUAGACUCGAAGUUCUUUGCCCGAGAAGUCGUUUAUAAGUCCGGAACUUUUUUUCUUUUUCAUCGAUGUCUACAAAAAACGUGUAGACACAACAUUUCUAAUUAUCUAUUGACAUACACAUAUGUAGAACCCAGAUGGUUGAGGUUGAUCUGGUGCUGGUGGCUGCUCGUGCUUCUGUCUACCUGUGAUACGAUCAGUAUUCUGGUGUUUGUUAUUAUGGGAGAGGUUGAUCUUGAUGUCGUGCUGUAGUUCUUGUGUUUCAUGUGAGCAUCUUACAGUCUGCAGCUCGAUGAGUUCUUCAUUCAUUGUGUGCGUAUGCGUUUUUGACCACGACGCUGAUCUUGAUGUUUACUCUAGUAUCUUCCUUGUCUACAACUACGUGCCAUAACCCAACGAAUUCUUGUGCCAUAAUGUUUCUAAGGGACUCGCCUUUCGCGAUACGUAUCAAUCACAAAGCUACAUACGUCACAUAGUAACGAAUAUUUGUCAACAUGUAUAUCUACCUAUAUUCUUCGAUGUAUGAGCUGGCCUAACUUCUUCCAUACUCAACAUUGUUCUUCUGACUACGCCUGACGCCAUGACUCGCACGGAGAAAGGAAGCGACUCAAUAGGUACAGCAUUCUUGUUACUACACACGUUGUCACGAACCCACUGCUUUCUAUCUGUCGUAAGUAGUCGAAGCUAUGAAGACCUUGGGUAACAUGGAUUUUUAAUACCUGUGGAUGGCAGAAUCUAAUCCCUGUCGUCCUGCUUCUACAAUUUCAAUUGAAGCUUCAUCUGUCAGCACUGUAAGCAUCGACGAUGCAGCAGUUGGAAUGCGUAAUGCAGAUGCUUCAUAACAUAUUUAAUCAGCAAAAUAACUAUCGUGGCAUAGCACGCAGAUUUUUUGAAUGAUUUAUUUCGAUGUAGGACCGUCUUGCCUUUGCGUAAGGUGCUAAAUGGUUUCCACUAUAAGCCUUGGCAUCUUUCAGAGCAAGGAAUAUAACGUAUGUAAUUUUUGCGAAAACGAAAUAGGUAUUUUCUAUGAGAUAAACCAGCGAGUAAUUCAAUAUAAAGAUGUUGCAGGGCUCCGGGCUGAAGGCCCCCCGAUCUAAAUUUUUGAGAAGGAGGGCCUCCAGCCCCGGGCCCUUUUUCUCGAGGGACUGCCGGGAGGGAAGGCCGCCAAGCGCCCGCCUUCGCGCCCUCGCGGCUUCGUGCGUGGACCUUACAGAGCCCAAGCCCCUGAGGCCGUUCAAGCACCGACGGCCGAGGUUGGAAGGCUUCUGAAGGCGGCAAAGGUGGCAAGGCUUGACCCCCUUGCCGUGUAGCGUGUACCCUACAGAUCUCCCGCGUGCGGGCUCCUCAUUGGGGGAGUUUCUUGGGGGGUGGAAGGCCUCCGAUGGCAGCAGGUGGCAAGGCUUGACCCCUUUCGCCGUGCUGCAUGUAUCCGACAGAACCCAGGCGGGCACGCUUUGCCCCCACUCCUCCUCGCCUUUGGUCCUCAGCCGAACCCCCUGGGUGUUUGAUGGCGGCUGACGCUACCACCAAUUGGGGGGAUGAGGGCCAAAGGGGCCAGGCCUCGCGACCGUGGCCGCCUUUGUCGGCCUUCUGCCCCCGGAGGCGGUCCCGUUGCUAGGAUCUCAGAGUCGGGACGCCUGUGGGGUACACGCGGAGAGCCGCCAGGGGACUCCGGCUCCGCCUUUUGCGGACUUCGUCACCGGGAAAAGUCCUCACACGUCACCACCGCGGAAAAGAGGGCACGCCGACGCCGCCACAGGUCCAUCCACAGGGGGGCCCUCCCACUCCUUACCUGGUACAUGUAUAACAUUUUGUUUUCAACUGUUGUCUGAUAUCUCUAUGUCAGUCAGUUUUCGUCAUAUCAGCAUCAUACUCGUAAGUAUUUAUACUUCCUAUAUGUAUAUUUUGUUCAUCAGGCAGCAUCUUCAGAGGUCGUUGUCAUAUAACGACAUCCAACCGUAGUGAGUCCAUUUUUCAUUUCGAGAUAUGAAUAUCUAGUUCCACUAUGCAGUGUGUAUUUGCCCGUCUGUUCUUUCGUCCGUUAAUGUGUCCUCCUUCUGACGGCGUUGAUGUUGAUGCAUGGCAAAGAACUGCUUCCCGGUGAUCGUGUCUACGUGUGACCGGUUUAGUGACCUCUACGGUGACUAGCACUAGCCACUAGGACGGUCGUCAUUUAUCAUAUCACCAUGACCUCAGGUGAAGAACAAGUACUCUCGGCCGAUGUCUCCUGUCAUUUUUAUCCAAACUGAACGCUCUUUCAUUUCCUAUAAUCUCCACCGCGAUAUACUGUACUAAAGAGUAUUUCAUCUUUAUCUUCGUCUGCAUGGCCAAGGUCGGAUAAUGAUGUAGUCGUCGAUCCAAGUUUGUGUUUGUUGUAUCAAAAAUGAUGACCCGUCUCGUGUUGUGCCAUUUGGGAAACGGGGACCAUCAUUGUUGAACAAGGCAGAUCAUGAGGUAUUGAUUGAGCAAAAGAAUCCGACCGUGUUUGACACGAUAGGCAUCUAUUCUUUUCACG